Cantharellus anzutake is the source of this 4086-nucleotide messenger RNA. Its product is annotated as AEX-3 domain-containing protein. Bases 192 to 3938 code for a protein of 1248 amino acids. Gene Ontology annotation, cellular component: cytoplasmic vesicle. NCBI's taxonomy places the organism in Eukaryota, Fungi, Basidiomycota, Agaricomycetes, Cantharellales, Hydnaceae. The transcript has 14 exons. The record is from RefSeq and is a predicted model, not a curated record. Gene Ontology annotation, biological process: regulation of Rab protein signal transduction.
AAAUACCAAAAACUGAAUCACAGUCCCUUGUUACCGUUUGUAGAGGAAAUAUUCGUUUCGUUUCUUUCCAUCGUGUCUCCGAGCGUGCACUACAAAGAGCAUUCACCCUCUGCUCACAGAUCGUGCCUUUUCUUUCGUUCCUUUAUUUUGCAUUUAAGGACAGGUGUCUCACUUGACCCGUUCUGGUCCGGAUGUCCGUCUUUCGCAAGCCAUCGCUCCAAGUCUCGCCUCCAGACGAGCCAUCUUUCCUCCCAUCAGCCGAAAAAGAUCAGAGUUGGAUAAGUCGAACCUUAAAACGCGCUUCUUCCUCCAAUAAUCAAAAUCCGCCUGCUCAUGACCACCUCAGUGCUCGCGACCUCGCAACACGAAACGCGAGUGCUUCUUCGUUGUCCAGCUUAGCCGUUGCAGGUGGGGCAGAUUUUCAACCGCCCCCAACGCCUCGCGCUCCUGGCACUAUCAGCAGUAAACACACCCCUCGCAGUCACCGAGAGAGCACCACGAGCUCUGCUUUCCUUUCUGUUUCGCCAGCACAUGGGCCACCGAACUCAAGUCCAACACUGCCUUUGGCGAGUCUAUAUCUUGUGUCAGGCCUUCCCAAGUCUCCGCAAACGUGGACCCUCGCCGAUACCGAUUCAAUUCAGGGUGUACAUCAUUGCGAAGGCGCUGUAGGACGCUUCUGGCGCGCAGAAGUUCUGGGAAGUAGCGUUACCCCUGGACUUGGGGGAAAGAAGAAACGCCGCGGGAAAGGGGUGGGCGAAGAUGGGACAAGACGUCUUGGGAUGCUCACUAAAACAGAUCUUGGCAAAAUGCUCUCUAAAUCUCUCAAACUAUCUUUUACCCGUGAGGUUGAGAUCAUUGCCAGUACCCUUCAGCCACCUUCCACGGUCCAUACGUUCACCUUUCAGCUCCCUGGAUCGUCGGACGAGCCCUCCACGACGAGCAAUGGAAUCCUCCGUACUUCCAUGUUAAGCACCACUACCAACGGGGAGCGUUCAAUGCACGGAAAUAGUCCGUACCUAGAUCCUGCUUUUCCCCGACCGUCUUCAACCUACCUUGGCCCCUCAAAUACCUUUACAUCAGCAGCAGCGGCUUCGGACGCAUCUUCUAGUGCAAUAACUUACUAUGGUGUCUGCCUUACUGUUUGGUCGCACGCAGAUGAGGACCGUUCCGCCGCAAUCCGAAAAACUCUCGAAGAGGCUGCGCGACACAGAAAAGCAGGGGGGAAAGGCAGCGGUGGAAGGAGGAAAAAGCCGAAUCCAUGGAGCGCCACUGAGGCCGAAGACAGUGAGCUUGGCAGCGAUAUUGAUGGCAUCACAGGUCUGGCCGCGCCAGGGGAGAAUCCUGGGGCUUCAACACUGUUCUUGCCUCCUAACACAGUGUUCUGGCUACCUUAUGCGCUGACGCUUGUGUCAAGGCAUCCCAUCUAUGAUUUGAUGAGAGAUUAUCUUACUCUCUCAUGGGCGCGCUUCAGCAAAGACGUCCAAUCACAUACUCUGUGUGUUGCCUUCCUCAUUCCUCCUUGGCGGAAUAUUCACAUCCCGUUUCAGUCAGAUUUCCAAAAUAUUAGAGUAUCCUGCCCCCGGGCGGGCGAGAUGGUUAAGAUAGAUGCUGGUGUCGCAGGCGAGACACUGGAAGUUGUAUGUCGAUUCCCUGGAGGACUGGAUUUUGGAAGGGGAUUGGUUGACGUCAAUUUCACUAUGUGGCCCUUGUUUCGGUGCUUAAACCUGGAUAAUAUCCUUACCAUCUGCGAGCUGGCCCUGGCUCCAACCGGGCGUAUACUGUUCCUUUCUAGACACUUAGCUAUGCUUGGUAUUGCUGUCUGCACUAUCAAAUACUUGUGCGAAUUACGGGGAUGGAAUGGUGUUUCAAUGCCCACAGUGCACGCUCGUGAUGCGAAAAUCUACCUUGAGGCAUGUUCAAAUGCAUUGGAUCCUGGCCCAUGGAUCAUUGGCAUGCCGACUGAAACCCGGUACAUUACUACCAUCUUACCUGAAGUCUGUGUUUGCGAUCUAGAUAUCAAUUACGUCAAUUGCUCAGCUCCUCCUCUGGGUGUCGUUUCAGUGAGGGCUCAGCGUGACAAGUCCCGUCGCACACUCAUGGCGGCUUUCAAUUCCUACUUCCACCCGGACCACUCUAUUCCCAGUGAAUUUAAAGAGGCAUUUCCGGCUGGGCGAUUCCGCCCCCUUUGCAAGAUCACCACGAAGAAAGGCAAUACCUCAACGCCUGUCGCCGAGAUCAUUCGUGCGCCCGACUGGUGGCACCAGACCAGAGUGGUGCAAGCCUUCGAUGCGGUCCUUCGAGACAAGUAUAAGAAGCCCAGCUUGUUUAAGCGUUUAAUGAUGCUGGGCCAAGUCAAACCUCCGAGCAGUCUCACUCCUGCAGAACGCUUUAUUCAGUCUUCCAUCCGCAAACGUGCAUCAGCAUUCGUCGACGCUCGCGACGAUCUUGAGACGAAGAUUGGUCGUCUCUCACGGCGGCUCAACUUCCUCAUGACAGAGUCUGAGCUCUGGAGGCAAAAAUUUGUUAGCUUUGAAGAGUAUGCUGAGGCUUUAAGCUCAGAAGCCGCAGAGCUGCGUGCGAAAAUUAAUAAGGAGCAAAGAGAGAGCAAACGGUUGAGUGCUCAGGUAACCAUUACUUCCCAGGAAAAGGAAGUGCUGAAGCAGAGUAGGCAUCUAUUCCGUCGUCCCGUCGAGUUUAGACUUCUUACAUCACAUUCUAUUGCAGAGUUGGCUCAAACUGAGGCUGAGCACAACCAGGCUCUGAUAGAGCUGGAGCGUAUGCGUGAGGAAAUGGAGGAAAUGGAACGCGAACGUUCGCAAAUGAUUGCUGAGGUCGAGGCACAAAUUGAGCGAGCUCUCGUGUCCAUCGCCUUCAGUGACGGCAACUCCGAUCUUUCCGACCUGGUCAUAUCGCGCCCUGGUUCAGCUAUGUCCUCCCAUCGUUCCGAUUCUCGUCCGAGCUCAAGGAAUGGUGGAGGGCCAGAAACGGGGAGCAGCCACAACCACACCCUUCGCUCGUUCGGCACUGCGACGACACUCGCGGAAGAACAAGCUAUGGCGCUUGUUGAAUCGCAUCCCAAUGGUGGCGAAUCCACUGUGACUAUAGGGCCUGUUAGGGAGGUGACCGACAAGAGAUCUCCCACAGCUCUCUCCGAGAAGGCUCUGAGAAGGUUCUCGGUGACGAAACGGGACCACAGUGAUGCGCUUGGUGGGAUGGAUAGAAGCAUUUCAGAGCGUAGUGACGCCGUUGCUCAGAGAAUGCUCCAGAUUCAGCGCAAGCUGGAUGCUGUUCGAGAAGCUAAGUACUAUCGCACCGAGUCUGUCUCUAGUGCAAGGACAAGCUUAGAGGAGAGCGGUUCGCAAAAGGGCCCCGUUAGCAGGGCUUCUCGUGUCAGGUCUCCGCUUCUUCAACGCGCGUCGUCGAUCAAGGAGUCGCCUGCCGAAACUCCGAUCCAGUCCACGCCAAAGCUGGUUCAGCAAGAAAAGCCUGCUUCUCCAGUUAAUCCCAGCACACCCCAGCCACCUAUCGCCCCUAAUGUCGAUACCACCCCCCGUAUGAGCGUUAGUUUGGCGAAUGGUACAAAACACAUCAGAGGAUCGGCGUCUGUCUCACGCAAGCGGGUUUCAGUGCCCCCUUCAUCCUAUGCCUUCACAACAGAUGACUCAGAUGACUACCAAAGUGCCCUGGACCACUCAACGUAUGAGUCUGAUGGUGUCGACGAGGAUAAUGGCUCGCCCACCCAAGUUGUACCCGAGGAUUAUAGUAAAGGAGUCCCUGGUGCAUAUGCAGACGAAACCCCUCGUGAAUCUUUGGAACGCGGGACCAAGGUUUUGGAGGAACAGCAUUCCCAGCAGAACCUCAAAGCCGGAUUUUUAGGGACCCGUGCUAGAGCAUCGAGCGUUGCCACAAGUGCCGCUACCGAGAGGCCGAGGUUUUGACUUAGAGGGAACGUAUCAACCUUUUCAAUUCCAAUUCACAGCUCUUCUUACAGUGAUUCGAACCAAUAAUUAUUAUGUAUUCGUUUUAAACACUUUAUUUUUUGUAUAUACUCUGGGUCCACCUUCGUCUUAUGCUAAUUUCUAGGUU